AUGGGAAGACUGGAUAGCAACCCCAUUGAAAUUUCAGCAAAAGACAUUAACCAAGAGGUUGAGAUGAACAAUGACCCAUUAGUAAUUGCACUUCUUAUCCACGAGUGGAAUGUAACGAAGGUCCUCGAUAACGGGGGCAGCUCAUUAAAUGUCUUAUAUUAUGAUCCAUUCCAAAGAGUGGGCCUAUAUGAUGAGCAAAUGGAUUCAUCCACUUACACGAUCUAUGGAUUCAACGGAGCUGCAUCUAGGCUAAAAAGAGAAAUUGUUUUGCAGGUAAGAGCAGGUCCAAUGAUAACAAAUACCAUAUUUUUCUUGAUUGGUGCACAAUCACCCUACAACGUGAUUAUGGAGAGACUAUGGGUCCAUCGUCUUCGUGGAACCGCUUCGACCUACCAUCAAUACCUUCGUUUUCCAACACCCAUGGGUUAA
Molecule: messenger RNA, 429 nt
Organism: Papaver somniferum (opium poppy)
Lineage: Eukaryota; Viridiplantae; Streptophyta; Magnoliopsida; Ranunculales; Papaveraceae
Exons: 1
Coding region: 1-429 (142 amino acids)
Source: RefSeq, a predicted model, not a curated record